CCGCGUGCGCCGUCGCACCGCACGUACGAGUAGCGCGAGGUCAGCCAUGGCCGCGCGGAACCGGUUCGGCGUCGAGAGCGGCUCGCGGGCCUUGUCCGGGCGCCCGGGCGGCGGGCGCGCGUCGCGCGCGCCGAAGCGGGCCGGCGUCUCCGAGGAGGAGAUGGAGGAGAUCCGCGAGGCCUUCAACCUCUUCGACACGGAGGGCAAGGGCGUCAUCGACAUCAAGGAGCUCAAGGCCGCCUUCCGCGCCCUCGGGUUCCAGGUGAAGAAGGCCGAGAUCCGGCGGAUGAUGCAGGACGUCGACAAGGAGUCGUCGCCGACGGUGCUCUUCGACGAGUUCGUCGAGAUGGCCACGCCCAAGAUGCAGAGCCGCGACACGCGCGAGGAGAUCAUGAAGGUCUUCGCCCUCUUCGACGACGACCAGACCGGCGCCAUCUCCUUCCGAAACUUGAAGCGCGUCGCGAACGAGCUCGGCGAGAACCUCACGGACGAGGAGCUCCAGGAGAUGAUCGACGAGGCCGACCGCGACGGCGACGGCAUGAUCAACGAGGACGAGUUCUUCCGCGUCAUGAAGAAGCGCGGCGACAACCCCCUCGACGACCUCUCCUCCGACGACGACGACUUCUAGCGCGCGCGCCGGGCCGCGGCGCGCGCGCGCGCCGAGCGCCGGCGGGCGGUCCGCCGUCCGCGCGCCGUAACGACGCGCCACCCUC
This is a messenger RNA of Aureococcus anophagefferens, 713 nucleotides long. RefSeq lists its product as hypothetical. Gene Ontology annotation, biological process: centriole replication; mitotic cell cycle. Bases 47 to 628 code for a protein of 193 amino acids. Gene Ontology annotation, molecular function: calcium ion binding. NCBI's taxonomy places the organism in Eukaryota, Pelagophyceae, Pelagomonadales, Pelagomonadaceae. The record is from RefSeq and is a predicted model, not a curated record. The transcript has 2 exons. Gene Ontology annotation, cellular component: centrosome; centriole.